AUGUGGCGGCACACCAGUGGUACUGCAAGCAGUGUCACUGUCGUUGUUUACUUUGAGUACUGGAAGGAUGCACUAACUGCUUUGGAUGGCACCCAGUUUGUUUACGGGGAUGGCAAGAUGGUCAAAAUUGACUGGAUAGUUUUAUCUCGAGGGAAAGGUAACAAAAUUAAGCAUGUGUCUGCUUGGAGGUACUUUGAGAGCCGGGCCUGA
Enterobius vermicularis (human pinworm) is the source of this 210-nucleotide messenger RNA. The record is from the annotation of a GenBank genome assembly. NCBI's taxonomy places the organism in Eukaryota, Metazoa, Nematoda, Chromadorea, Rhabditida, Oxyuridae.